UUGUGUUGACGUUUGGCGUGCGUAGAGCAACCACCGAGCAGGCGAACCGCUUCUACGCUGGCUGUCGAAAGGCUGCGUUUGUUGUGCCUACAGUUGCACUUGGUUCGUGUUAAGUUAUUCCACUGGAAAUGAAUAAUAUGCACCAUUGAAGCAGCAUCCAACGGAGUGUGGCAUGAAUCCAAAUUUUGGUUUAUAAAAAUUGAUUUCAAUCGUUAAAUUUCAACGGAAACCAUUUCUAAUUCAGAGGCUUUCGAAAAAGAAAGUCGUUCAGCUGUAAUAAGGAAAAUAUAGGCAAGCUUGUUUUUGGUACGGUGGUUUAAGUUUAAUGAAGUAUUUAUAAAACAAUUGUUAGGGGCUUCCAAAACCAUAAAAAGGUAAAAGGUAAAGGCGCGAAUUGGAUACACACUUAGCAAGUGUUUGCUUUCUGGUGACUGAAAGCCCGGACUGAUGAGAUUUUAAAGGAUAUAUUUAAAUUGUAGAUGAGAAAUAUAGCAGUCACAACCGUCAUAAUGAAGCUAUCCGAGAGUAAAUCCGACACCUCCAUUAUUGCCAACCUGUACAAAUCGAUCAAUAACAGCUACCGGCGGUUAUCGAACACGAGCAAUGUGCUACACCGCAUACCGGAAAUGGAGAUCCCCAACAUGGCGAUCGCCGAUGAGUACGAUAUCGAGAAGAUGAUCGCCGAGGGUUGCUUUGCAAAGAUCUAUCUAGCACACCAUCGGCCCACUGGCACGACCGUAGUCCUAAAGGCAAUUCACACCGAGCUGACAAGUCUGAAGGAGUUUGUGCGCGAGUUCCACUACAACUAUCAGCUCAGCCACCACCCAAACAUCCUCAGCUGCUAUCAGGUGAAGUUCCAGACGAAGGAGUAUUAUGUGUAUGCGCAGGAGCACGCCCCGUUUGGCGAUUUGGCGGCCAACGUCGGGGCAAGCGGGUUACCGGAGAGCAGCUGCAAAAAGAUCGCCGAACAGCUCAGUUCGGCGCUUGGUUUCAUGCACCUAAAAUUGCUCGUUCACCGCGAUUUGAAGUUAGAGAACGUGCUGGUCUUUACGCCUGAUUUUUCCCGCAUCAAGCUAUGCGACUUCGGCACGACGACACGAGAAGGUGUGCUGGUGAGCAAAAACAACAAAACCUGGACGGCGUUCCUACCGCCCGAGGUGCUGGAAGUGGUCAAGAACGAACGGUUCAUCUGCAAGGCGUCGUCCGACUCGUGGCAGUUUGGCAUCGUGCUGUUCGUUUGUCUGACUGGGGCAACACCUUGGAAGUCGGCCGACUGGGUGCGGGAUACCAAGUACGCAGCGUUCAUGAAGUAUCAGAAGCGCGAAACUACCAAAAUUCCGGACAACUUCCGACGGUUCACGCCCCGAUUAUUGCGUGCCUUUCGGCGCAUCUUUGACCACCGGGAUGAGGAUCGGGCGAAGGUGACGGACAUCAUGAAGUACAUGAAGAACCGCUGGAUGGAUGGCAAGAUCACGGUGUCGAAGUCGGCUUCCAACAUUGCCAGCGUGGGCCAGCCACAACAGUGCCCGCAUCCGCACCAGCAGCACACCAACUCGGACCAGGACUCGGUGAAGUACAUCAACCAUCGCGAAAGCCGGAACUCGUUCGAUGGGAAGCUGCGAGCACGGCGCAUGACCAGUGUUGGGGCGCUCACGCCCGAUUCGGUGCCGGGCUCAAUGAAUCUAGCCGGGGUGGAUCACCAGGAUGCCAUCCGAAGCAAGGUGUGGGAUUGGUUGGAAUCGAACGAUCUGAGUGCGAGCGGCAGUGUGGACGAUCUUACGUUCUGGAGCACCAAAGAUACGAAAACGUUGCAGCUACAGCAUCACCAGCAGCAGCAGCGGCGCCAAAGUGUCGGUGGCCAUCUGCUCCAGCCACAUCACCAGGAUCUGAUCAGCUUCAGCGAAUCUCACAGCACGGUUAGCUUUCUUCGCGAAACGCGAACCAUCACCGGCGGUGGUGUGAAAAUGUUCAAAUGAAACAACCCCUAGAACCUCAAAUUCCACCCAAAACGUGUGAAACGUGAACCGACAGUACACAAAUGAACAAUACUCCUCCAAAAUCCCCUACACAUACACAUCAAUCGUAGCGCCGCAUAGGUUCUGACUUUCCAGGACAGUCGUGUCGGUAGAGUGGGUAGAUAGGUACAUGUGAUUAUAUUAAUUAUGUGUGUGAUAAUUGCCAAAAAGUACGAUAGUAAAGUCCUACAUCCUUGUGAAAGGUUUCGGUGGGAUGUUCGCCGAGUCCGGAACUGUUUGCCCAUGUACGUACAUUACUCUGCAGUAGCUACUAUUUCAUAGAAAUAUUUAAGAGUUGUAAACCUUUGGAAGAUACAAAAAAACCUCCAAUACCGCAAUGAGUGCUUACAGAAUGAACAGAAUUGAGAAUUGUACGUCUUUAGUACACACAAGCGAGCAUACAAAUGAUACAAAGAUGGUUUUUGAUUGAAACAUAAUGCAAAAGAAUUGAGCAAAGAGAAUAGAGAACAUAAAAAGAAAAAAAUAGAUCAAAUGAAAAACAGGGAGAAGCUAGUCACCUAGUGUGUGUUUUUUAGUAAACGUGAUAAUGUAUGACCGAGGGUAUUUAUACAUACAAUAUACUCAGAUAUACUUAGCUGUAUACAUAUAUAUAUAUUUAAAAUACUGUGCUAAGAACGAACAGGAUGUUGUACAUGAAGGAGCUAGCGUAAUGAGAUCUUUCAUUCGAAUUAUUUCAAAUUCUUAAGGAUUCGUCGAACCCUUCUGCAAUGUGUAGCAGGGUAAGUAGCAAACCAAUCUGCUAAUGGGUAUAUCAAUUGCGCUUCAUGUAAGUGUUACCUUGUUUGUGUUUUACAUAGCGUGAGUUAAAACAAUAAUAGUGUGACUGGAACCAGAACCAGAACCAAACCAAAACAAACAAAACAAAUACUGAGAGUUGAAAACCUCUGAAUGUACCCUAACGUACGAAAACCAAAUCUUAACGUAGUGGAUGGAAAGAGAAACUAAACCGGUAACGCGAACAUGCUCCAAGCAUUAUUCAGUAAACGAUGCAAUAAUAGAUGAAUACUCUAGGGAAAGUAAGGGGAUCAAAAACAAACC
This is a messenger RNA of Anopheles merus, 3074 nucleotides long. It is a transcript of the gene meng, whose product is annotated as serine/threonine-protein kinase meng-po. Bases 480 to 1976 code for a protein of 498 amino acids. The record is from RefSeq and is a predicted model, not a curated record. Gene Ontology annotation, biological process: peptidyl-threonine phosphorylation; peptidyl-serine phosphorylation. NCBI's taxonomy places the organism in Eukaryota, Metazoa, Arthropoda, Insecta, Diptera, Culicidae. Gene Ontology annotation, molecular function: ATP binding; protein serine/threonine kinase activity. The transcript is spliced from 3 exons.